Messenger RNA from Colletotrichum truncatum, 1404 nucleotides. NCBI's taxonomy places the organism in Eukaryota, Fungi, Ascomycota, Sordariomycetes, Glomerellales, Glomerellaceae. The record is from RefSeq and is a predicted model, not a curated record.
AUGAAGACUUCAUCGUCUCAGACAUUGGUCGUCCUUGGCUUGGCCGGGUUUGCAGCCGCGGCUGCGGUGCCUCAGACCUACGCUGUCGACAGGACCUAUAGCCUCAUGUCUGAUCUUGGCACCAACUACACUGUUUUUGAGCACGCUGCCACGAACUCCAGGACGAGGUUCGUGACAGACUCGAAGAUCUGCGAGACAACGCCAAAUGUGAAGCAAUACUCUGGUUACUUCGAUGUUGGUACCGAUCAGCAUAUGUUCUUCUGGUUUUUUGAAGCCCGAGAUAAGCCAAAAGAAGCACCUGUGGCAUUAUGGUUGAACGGCGGCCCAGGCUGCAGCUCCAUGAUAGGCCUCUUCCAAGAGAACGGUCCUUGCACUUUCAACAGCGGAGGCGAUGAACCAAAACUGAACCCGAAUUCAUGGAAUAAUUUUGCAAACAUGCUCUAUGUGGAUCAGCCAAUCGGAGUCGGUUUCAGUUAUGGCACGAACGAUGUUGAUUCUACUGUCAAAGCGGCACCCAAAGUUUGGUCUUUGAUGCAGUCAUUCUACGCGCAAUUUCCUGAGUACAAGAAUCGCGAGUUCGGUUUGUUUACAGAGUCAUAUGGCGGUCAUUAUGGCCCAGAGUUUGUGGACCAUUUCCAAAGCCAAAAUGAUAAGAUCAGCAAAGGCGAGGUUAAAGGCGAGAAGAUUAAUGUCGUAGCCUUGGAGAACCAAUUCCGCGACUAUCUUGAUUAUGCUAUUAACAACACUUACAACAAACUAAUCGACCAAGCCAAGUACGAUGAACUUGCUAAAUCUUAUGAGAAAGAUUGCAAGCCUCUCCUCAACCAGUGUACCGCCCCUGAGGGGAACAACGAGGCUUGCCUGAAUGCUGAGACUGCAUGCUACAACGCAAUUGAGGCACCGAUCGAAGCUUCGAAGAUGUUCAAUGUGUACGAUGUCAGAGCCAAAGAUGACAAGUUUCCACCCAGCACUUACGUAAAGUACCUCAACAAGCCUGAAGUGAUGAAGGCUAUUGGUGUUAUAUCGUCGUACCAAGAAUGCCCUCAGGCGCCUUACGACAAGUUUUCAUCCACCGGAGAUGCCCAACGGUCUUUCCUCAAUACCCUGGACAAUGUUACUAAAUCGAACGUCACAGUGCUCGUCUGGGCCGGCGAUGCUGACUGGAUUUGCAACUAUGUGGGCAAUUACAGAGCUGUUACUAGGAUCGGUGGGCCUGAAUUUGAGAAUGCCGCGAUGAAGGAUUUUAUGCUUGAUGGAAAGAAGAAGGGAGAAUACAAGACCGUGAAGAACCUGAGCUGGCUGAGGGUGUAUGACGCGGGCCAUGCGUUGAUGGCAUACCAGCCUGAGGUGGCUCUCGUUGCUUUCAAGCAGACGAUGACCAGGCAGCCGAUCAAUUCUCAGUAA